ACAUUUUUUUUGUUACAAACCUAUUUUAGCUUUAUCUUUCAAAAUUAAUAGCUUAGAAAAAUCUGAAAAUUGCAAAACAUCGAAAAUUGACAAUAAAUUACAACCGAACGUAAACACACAGCACAGAUCGAUGCCCAUUUGACGACUUGAUUAUAUAGGAUUAGCAACCGCCAGUUUUAAAUCGAUUUACAGUUAAAAAAUUCGUCAAAAUGUUUCCAAAUUACUGCUUUACGAAGUCGGCUAGACAGUCGGGCUAUGAUGUUAUAAGAAGAGGCUAUUCCACCAAGGAUCACAUCCAGCGUAGCAGCGGUCGCAAUUCAGCAGCCGGCGAAAAGACACGAAAUCGAUCGGAAAUCAGGUUCUCUGCUGAGAACAAACGACCUAAACACCAGAGGAAUUUUUCGAAAUCCCGCUCCUCUCGGGAUAAGGAUUCGUCCUCCAGAAGUGUGGCAUUCCGGCUGACACCCGUCGAUUGCCAGAGUAAAAAGACAAUACGUGAAACAGCCGGCGACGAUCGCCAGAAGGAUAAAAUGUCCUACAAUGCCAGCAACGAUCCCAAUCGCGACCUGCAGGAAUCCUUCGCCGACUUCUUCAGCAUCAUUCACGACAAUGUCCUGGAGUCGGUGCAGGAGGCCGUUCAGCGAAUGGUGUCCAAGUGCUUCGAGGAGUCAUUGACCAAGAUGGAGCGACUAUCCAAUGAGCUGGAGCAGCAGAAAACUCUACUCAACAAAAUCCAUCGUGAUGUCACCAGCAAAAUAAGCGCUCAGAGUGAAACGAACUUGAACCAAUUCAAGUUUGUUACACAAAUGCUCAUCGACAACCAAACAGUGCACUACAGAGCGCUCAAUCAGGCGAAGGUGAACAAGCAACGGCGCAAGGAGGAGCGGGAUUUGGAGAAGGACCGGAAACAGGAGCGGGAACGGAAGCGGAAGUGCGGCUGCCAGGAGGUUCAGAACGCAGAACGUGUUAGACGCUGCAGGAGUUCCAGUCCAGACCUCUCGAAAAGAAGCACUGGUGACGAUGCAUCGGAAUUCAUGCCCAAAUCUCCACAGCACCAAUUGUGCCAGCAGCAGGCGCCUCUGGUUUAUCAAAUGUGCACCUCGUGCACUAAUCAGGAACCUAUGACCAGAAGCCAAAGAACUUCGCGGUCGUCAUCGAAACAUACAAAUACGCCGGUUUUGCAAAGGCGAUCCACUUCUUACAGCAUGCCGGAUCUCUCCGGUCGCACUUCGUCCAUUUCCGGGCGGUUCUCUCAACCACAACCCUCUUCAAGGACUUGCCUAUGCCGAUCCUUGAGCAACAGGCAAGAUCAGAUUGUCUGCCUUCCGGCCAUGACCUAUCCGCCCUACGUCCGCAAUGUUCCGAUACCCCGGCGAAGGUUAGUUCACCGUAAAAAAUGUGGAAUUGGUCAGUCAGAUGGCAAAUAGUGCUACUACAUUAUUUAUAUUUCGUUUUACAAGUCUGGUAUGCCAACCAGUUGCACUACAUGGGUAAUGAAUCCUUCGCUUUUGAAAUUCUUAUCAUGUUUUGCAACUGGCAGCUUUAACAGAAAGCCAAAAUUAAGAAAAUGAUCUUAAGAUAUGUGCACAAGUUUUACGCGGCUUAAAGGAAUACAACAAAAAAUAUUUAAGUACUUAAGUAAAGAAAAAAUGGUUUAAAAUAAAUAUGUAUUAGUUCAGUUGUAUUAGGUUUACAAGCCUCUUUAAAAACCGAAUAUUGAAAGUAUUUAACAAAAUAAAGAAAUUUAAAGUA
Messenger RNA from Drosophila elegans, 1752 nucleotides. RefSeq lists its product as uncharacterized. The record is from RefSeq and is a predicted model, not a curated record. The transcript is spliced from 2 exons. The coding region runs from base 210 to 1427 and encodes 405 amino acids. Lineage: Eukaryota; Metazoa; Arthropoda; Insecta; Diptera; Drosophilidae.